AUGGACCCCCGUUACAGUGCCCAAAACAUCCUGCUCUGUGACCUGUGUCAAAAAGCAGCAUUACAGAGUCACUGUGAACUUUGUCAAGUAAAUCUAUGUGUAGUAUGUGUUGAAAAGCAUCUUUCUGAUUCAUCAAAAAGACACAGUGUUGUACCAUACAAGCAUAAAACGUAUCCCAAAUGCACAAACCAUUCACGGAAACAUUGUGAACAAUUUUGUGAGAAUUGUGACAUUCCAGUUUGUUCCCUUUGCAUUUCCCAGGGUCAACAUCAUGACCAUAAAGCUAUUGAUAUUCUACAGAAGCUCGAAUCAAAAGCAAAAGAUUUGAAAAAGGAUUUGAAUGAACUAUUACAAAGAAUUUUUCCUACUUAUAAAGAAAUUGCAUUACAUAUUAAGUCUGAGAAAGCAAGUUUGGAAAGACAUUACGAACAACUAACAGCAGCCGUCAGCAAUCAAGGAGAAGACUUACACAGAGAAAUAAAUCUCAUCGUCCAGAAGCAAAAGUAUGAAAUUGAUAAGAUAAAAACUAAACAACUGGCUUCUCUUGAUGAACAGGGAAAUGAAAUAAAGCAGAAAAUUUGUGAUUUAACAAAAUGCAUUCUUGAUCUAAAGAAAAUCCUAGUUGCAAGUGAUGUCUCUCUUACUUUUGAAUACAAGUCUACUAUUGCUGAAUUAAAAGGAUUUCCUCUUAAAGUCAAUGUUCCAAAACCACGUUUUUCUCCCCAAAAAAUCAACACAGAACAGCUUUCUGAAAUGUUUGGUUCUUUAUCACCAUUAUCCAUUACAACAGAAGAACAUGGCUACACAAUGAAGACACCAGAAGCUGUAUCCUGUCUUCCAGUCAAACCACUGCUUGAUGAACCAGAGCUCAUCACCAUCAUAGGCACUGGGCAUGAACUAAAAAGCGUUUCCUGUCUUAAUGAUGAAGAAAUCUGGACAAGGGGAGUUGACAGUAUCAUGAGACUUUACAACCUUUGUGGGGAACUUUUGCACUCUAUCCACUCUAAGUCAAAAGAUUGGCCUUGUAAUAUAGCAGUUACAAGAACUGGAGAUCUUAUAUAUUCCGAUCCUUAUAAAAGAACUGUUAACAUCGUGGAAAAUAAAAAGACACACGAAUUGAUCAUACUUAAAGAAUGGAUACCUUACUAUGUUUGUUGUUCCUCCUCUGGUGAUCUCCUGAUUACAAUGAACAGUGAUGUUUAUAAAAAAUCUAAGGUUGUCCGUUACUCAGGUACUAGAGAGAAACAAACCAUUCACUUCGAUAGUGAAGGCAAACCUCUGUUUUCAUCGGGUUACUACAAAUACAUAUGUGAGAACAGAAAUCUUGACAUAUGUGUGGCUGAUAGUGGGGAUAAUUCAAUAGUGGUGGUUACUCAGGCAUGUAAACUCCGAUUUAGAUACACUGGUCAUCCCUCUAAAUCCAAAAAAUCGUUUGAUCCAGUCCGCAUCACAACAGACAGCCAGAGUCAGAUCCUGACAGCAAACAAUAACAACCACUGUAUCCACAUCCUAGAUGGAAACGGGCAGUUCCUCCAAUUCAUCGAUAACUGUAAGCUUUAUCGACCAUGGGGUUUAUGUGUGGACAGCAGAGAUAACCUUUUCGUGGCUGAGUGUAACAGUGGAAAAGUGAAGAAAAUAAGAUACAUGUAG
Messenger RNA from Saccostrea cuccullata (small rock oyster), 1650 nucleotides. RefSeq lists its product as uncharacterized. Bases 1 to 1650 code for a protein of 549 amino acids. Lineage: Eukaryota; Metazoa; Mollusca; Bivalvia; Ostreida; Ostreidae. The transcript has a single exon. Gene Ontology annotation, molecular function: protein binding; ubiquitin protein ligase activity; zinc ion binding. The record is from RefSeq and is a predicted model, not a curated record.